Molecule: messenger RNA, 2219 nt
Organism: Prunus dulcis (almond)
Lineage: Eukaryota; Viridiplantae; Streptophyta; Magnoliopsida; Rosales; Rosaceae
Exons: 6
Coding region: 423-1538 (371 amino acids)
Source: RefSeq, a predicted model, not a curated record
AUUUGACCUUGACCGCUCUGCUACUAAAUACUACUAGAUAUAGUGUGUUUUUUUAUGUCUGGAGAAAGUGAGAGAAAACAAUGGUGAAGCGGAGGCAAGCGCAUUUGAGCAAGGAUUCAAAGGUGGAAGUUUGUAGCAACGAAGAGUGUUACAGAGGUCCAUGAUCCUCAGCCACAAUCCUUGACCGUGAACCAUCAGAUCCGGCCACAAACAACAAAAGGAACAACCUUGGCAACUCAAGCAAGGCUCUGGCGCAGUACGAUAAUCUGGUCUCUGACGACGACCCAAACAAGCCACUCACUGAGCUUGUUGACGUGCUCUCCAUCCGGCCAGUGGCUCCUCCUGACAAUCCUGACCAGCACUUCGAGCCAGCCGACGGCGUAGAUGCCUCUUACCUUGAUACUUGGUGGGUGGGGGUUGCGAUGAAGUUUGAGGACGACAAGUAUACGGUGGGUUUCAAAAACCCAUCUGAUCUGCUUCAGCUGCGGCCUCCUUGGGAUUUGGAGGACCGCAUAUGGCUGCGGCCUCCUUGGGAUUUGCAGGACGGCAUAUGGGUUCGUAACCGGAAGGAGAGGAUGGCGGAGGCAAUUUUCAGCCUUGGGACAGGAGUGGAAGUAAAUCUCAACGAAAAAAAUCUAUUGUGUGCUUGGUUCCCAACAAUUUAUCUUGCUGAGCUAGGGGUCAUCAACUCUUUCUUGCUUCAAUUUAAGAGCUCAAACAACUGUGAUGUUAAAGGGGUUGUAAAUGGUCCUCAGCUUCCGGAAUCAGGCAAAAUAUUUUUGAACUUGAUGGAAAUGGUGGAUGCAUUCUAUGAUAUGGGUUGGUGGGUCGGACAGAUUACACAAAAUCUUACAGAAGAAAAGUAUCUGGUCCGUUUAAAAUUCACAAAGCAGGUAAAGGAAUGCAGUCCUUCAGACUUGAGGCCUCACAUGGAAUGGACGGAUAGCGGAUGGGUUACUGAGACCAAUGGAACAUGGGCUGAUUGCUUUCAGAGGAUGGCGGAGGCAAUUUUCAGCCUUGGGACAGCAGAUUCUGAACUAAAAGGGGGAGCUGAGAGGGAGCUACAAUUGGAUGAUGGAGAUGCUGGAGAUGCUGGAGGUGAUAUAGAUACUAGAGGUGCUGGAGAUGCUGGAUGUGAUGGACAUGAUGGAGAUGCUGGAGAUGCUGGAGGUGCUGGAGGUGAUAUAGAUACUGGACAUGCUGGAGAUACUGGAGAUGCUGGAGAUGCUGGAGACGUUGAUCCUGAUAAAAAGGUGGAUGUUUUCAGGGUAGUUGAAGCCGAGCUUCAAUACUUCGUGAACGAAAUAGACCUUAUUCACUUCAAUUCCGGACAGGAGCUGAAGGAUGGAAUUGAAGCUUUACUCCUGCAAGAAAGUGCACGGUUGCAUGAGACUUCCAAUACCCCAUUGAUCUCAAAAUUUACUUUCAUGUACUCUGCUAUAAAUGGUGAUGAAUGGAUUGAACUCCCCAUCGAUGAGAUGGAUUGGGUGGACUUUGCAGCAUGUACGCCAUAUUUACGCCUUCGAUGUGCUUCUUGAGAUAGAUGAUGUUGAUGUCCAGGAGUUUUAAGGUAGAUGAUUUUGAUGGCGGGAUAGGCCACUUCCUCGGACCUGUGCGAGUUUUUGACCAUAAUGACAUUCCUAGUUUGGAGGAGACGGUUACAAGAAUGAUCAGGCCACAUUAUCCUGAAAGUGAGUUCCAGGUCAAGUAUUACAGUUAUGAAGAUCUAGACGGUGACUCUAACAACAAUGAUCCUCGUAACAUUGUUCAGCUGGAUGUAUCCACUUUGGGUUGGGAGGAAGUCGUAAUGGAAUUAGACGUGGUAAGGGUCAAGCCUUUUAAUCCUCCUCAGUUGCUGUGGGUAGCAAAACUCCAUGAAAGACAGUUAUGCUUGGCUGGAUGUUGCCGGUUGUGCUUGGUGCUAUUCUAAUGUCUGCUCUAUUUUGCUUCUAUGGUUUGUCGCCUUAUUUUGUUGUAGUUAAGAAUUCUGGCGGUGACAUGUACGGUUUGGAGUUGAAAAAGUAGGGGAAAUACUAUGAACCGAGUGCUAUUCUCUUAAGCAUAGUUAUUAUAAUGCCUUUUGGACAAAAAUUUGUCUCCCUUGGAUUGCUCAAUUCUCAUGGCUCAUAUGCUUCAAACAACACUGUUUUUGUUAAGUGCAGGUUUUUCCUGUUAACUUUUUUUUAUUUUAUAUAAUAUAAAUAUCAGUUGUGUGCAAA